Molecule: messenger RNA, 9369 nt
Organism: Dermacentor albipictus
Lineage: Eukaryota; Metazoa; Arthropoda; Arachnida; Ixodida; Ixodidae
Product: nucleolar and coiled-body phosphoprotein 1-like
Source: RefSeq, a predicted model, not a curated record
UCGGGCCAAUAAGUGGAGGCAGCGCACGAACGGUGUUUACGUUGGCAGGCGCGCGGGUGAAGAGAUAGAAGGGCGCGCUUGGCAACGACGAGACAUGGCUGCUAUCCUUGGUUAGUUAUCUUCCUCCUUUAACGCUCUUCCUUUGACUCGCUAGCAGACGUCACCGGAAGUCUCCCGAAUGCGCGCGUCGUCUUCAGCCGUAGCUCUCUGGUCGCCAGCCGGAGCCUGAGGUCGAGCGGUGCGAAGAACCAAGACCGAUGGUGAUUUGAGCACCCGGUUAGUUGUUACGCGGUGGGAUUUUUUGUUUGUUUCAUUUCGUUCUUGUAGCCGCGUUAAGAACCGCUAAAUGGCUAAACGUACGCGAAACGUAUGACGCGGUACGGAGAGCGAAAGAAACUCGCUGCGCAUGGUUAUUCGACUCUUCAGGAGCAGCUAUAUUAAGGUGCAUCGUUAUACGUGCAACGUUGGGACUGGAACACACGGAGCCGAUCUUCGAGACGACACUGCUCAUCGGAUCGACGCUUCCAUGGAACAUAGGAGGACGAGCUGCGUGGCAGUAGUAGCAGGGACCCGAGCGAGCUGCAGAACACGAAGAGGAGGAGGAGGAGGUGGCGGCGGAGGAGCCGAACGCCCGCAGCAGCAGCAGCAGCAGCAGCAGCAAAAACAUCGCCCAGCAACGGCUGCAGCAGCAGCAGCAGCAGCAGCAAUGGCCGGGCAGUCCACGAGAUGCGGCGCGGAGCCCUAGAGGCAGGCAGCAUUCCUCGCGCCCCGCAGCAGCAGCAGCAGCAGACACCCUUCACCCGGUGCUGCCGACCCAGCCGGAGGCCCCCACCCCGUCUUACACACGCGAGCGGGAGGUAGCAGCGGCGCAAGAAGAACAAGGAGAAGAGGCAGAGCACCGGGACGGAGCGGCAAGUCUGCGGGGCUCGGACCGACCGAGAACCAGCUCCGGUCCGGCUGCCGGGGUAAGCCGUCCCGGGUGAGACCGCGGUGGCCGGGUCCGCACUGCGACUGCCUUUCGCCGCGGCCGUAUCUCGCGGUGGGCCUCCGACGGAAGCAGUUCGGGAAGAAGGUGGUCGCACACGCUGCUCUUUCGCGCCGAAAACAGGAGGCACCCACGCGCGCCCGGCGCGAACGAUGUUAGGCUGACGGAGUGCCGAAACUGUUUUGGGUCACUCUCACACCCGCCGGGACGUGUAGACGGAGACGCGUAGUACGGACCUGUACUGGCGGAAACAGUGACGUCGACGGCUGUGCGCGGUGUUCAUUGAGCGCGACCCCUGAGGAAUCUUGGUCGCUCUUGCAAGAGGGAAUGGAGUUUUACGGGAGGUGGGCAUGACGUCGGGCCAUCCAAUCUACGAGUUGUUUUCGUUCGUCAGUGGCUGACGCAGUGUGACGUUGUGUGACGACUCGCGAUACACCUAGUUAUAGGGAACCCGAAGACAGUCAGAAUGGUCGUAAACUGUACGAGGCACGAGUCUCAGUCGCAACAUGUGGAUAACGUAGCAGGGUGAAGCUGUGCGACUACACGUAUUACUGAACAGCUUGAGAAUUUGUCGUGAGAAGGAUUCGGCGAACUUUCACGUCGUCUCGUUUCUGUUCAGCCAACGUCGACGUGCCCCGCGUUGUUAUCAGCCAGUGAAACCUGUUAUUGUGUGCAGUACUUGUCGUUCGUCGGGCGUGUUCAUCAAUUGAUCAACUGUGACAGCGUGUGCGCUCUAAUCAAAUCCCGCAAGUGUGACUUCACGGUGUUCGCGUUUCUAGCAGCGUUCGCCCGCAAUAUUAAGAAGUGCGCAAAGAUAUUAAGACGACUGGACGCUUUCUAAAGGGCGAAAAAAAAAAGAAGUGACCUUUUGGAAGGGCGCUGUCUAUUUCCGGUUUUCUAUACUGCCUAAGCGACAAUCCAGAAAGUCAAAGCGGUGGCCUUCGUGACGCUCACGAAAACACCGGAUCAAACUCAACAAACUGCCAAAACCGAAUACGCCUGCUCCUAACAUAACUAGUAAGCCAACUCACCCUGCGAAAGCAUAACGGGAGAGGUGAUUCUGCGAAGACCUCGAGACUCUGCGUUACCCUUGAGCCUACGCUCCACCGGAGACAAGUCGUGUAGAAGGCAGUUAGGUCGGCUCUCUUGGGUAGUAUCGCACAGGUGCAAAAGACAAACGGUUGUAACGGAAAGUGAAAGCACGGACUAGAAGCAAACGUAUCUGUAUAGUCCGUGUUCCGAGUUCCGCAUACCAGGCUCACGGCCGCGCGUCAACCCCACCCUCGGUUACGGGCAUCAUCGGGGUCUGCUGCUCACCGGCAUCGCGAUUUCGCGUACAGUGCCAGCUGACAAGCAAAACAAAAACACCCGCGAAUCGAUCAAAGACGGCACCGAGAAGAGCCGCGGGAAACAGAAACCGAAAGCGGGGAAGCGAGAGAGAAAGAGAGAGAGUGAGAGAGAGGGAGAGAAACAGGGCCGUCGAGCGCGAACACCAUCAGCGUCGCGGCCGUGUCAAGAGCCCCGCGUCCCAACGGGUCGGCCUCCCUCUUGUCUCCGCCGGUGUGCACGGGGGAGCGCGGCGGACGAAAAAAACACGCGCGUGUGUCGCUGAGCGCGCGCGUUUCGACGUCGACGAGUGAGCGACGAGCGCGUAUGGAUAUCGACGACAGCGGCUGAGCCCGCGGGCCCAGGCUUGCACACGUCAUGGCGACCGCCAAGGAGGAACCGCCCAAGAUGGAUGACUUGCUCCAGAAACUCCGCCGCAGCAUCGCGGAACUCAGCCUGCAAGGGGAUGACUUCACCCGGCAGAUGUGGCACAUGUACAACACCUUCGAGGACGUGGUCGUGGGAGGAACGCUGCCGUCGACUGACCACCCGGCCGGUGACGCCCAGCAGCAGCACACCUUGCCGCCGAGUCAACAACCGCCGCCGGCCGCAGCCGACGACACUGCAGCGCCUGCUGCCGUCGCAGCCGGUAGCUUGCGCGGAGGCGACGCGGCCGCUGCUACAGCCGCUGCGCAAGCAACGGCGGCCCCGCGAGCACCCAAGCCCGUUCGCAUCCCGUCGUCGCCCGACGUGCGGCGGGACUCGUCGUCGCCGACGGCGUCGCCCGGCGCUCGCCGGAAGAAGAGGCCGAUGUCCCAGCGCUGCUCGUACGCUGCCUGCGGCAGCAGCGGAAGCAGCAUUAGCAGCAGCAGCAGCGGCAGCCAGCAGCAGCAGCCGCAGCAGCGAAGCUCGCUGUCUUCCUCCGGCAACCCGCUGCUGGACACGAUCGGCUCCAUGACGUACGACCCGUGCUGCGAGUCGGACGACUACUACGACCUGGCCAGCGUGUACCUGCAGCGGCGCCAGGCGCGCCAGCACAGCGACGGCGAGUCUAUCGCGUACGCGGGCUCCAUCGACAGCGGCUACAAGAGUCUCUGCCCGACGCCCGAGAUCCCGGACUACGAAGCGGAGGCCAAGCCUCCUGGUAAAGCCGCCGUCGUCCCGCCACAGCCCGCAGCGGUAGUGGCGGCGACGGCCAGGCUUGCGGCGCCCGCGACCGCGGGAGGACAGCAGGGUCACAAGCCGACACAGGAGGAGCUGGAUGCCGACCUGGACCACUUGAUGCAGCUGCGCCAAUCCCUGCUGACGGCCAUCGCCCGCUGCGAGUCGCCGGUGAGCCCCAAGAGCAGCACCGGCAGUCCGCGAGCGGGCUCGGCGGGCGACAAGACGGUGAGGUUCAGUACCGAGAAGCUGACCUCGGCGCCCUCGUGCUCGCCGGCCAAGGCUCCCGGAACGCGAGCCAAACCCAUCCUUAAAGACCCGCUGUGCGCCAACCUGCGGGCCAACCUCGAGAGGCCAGACAGCGGAGGCACCUUGGAAGAAGAGAUCGACAGCCUCCUGUGCGGAGGCAAACCCGACUACUACGACCUGGACGCCCGGUUCCCGCCGUCCACGUACGUGACCAUGGUCGAGGAGAAGUACCGCUCGAACGCAGGAUACAGCGUCGCCAAGGUCAAGUGCUUGAAAGACAAAUGCCAAGAGUCCUCCAAAGACCACAAUCACGCAACGUUGACAGCCGAGCCAAGCCGGCGCUCGCAAAGUCACGCUAGACAAUCGCACCAGCCACCGCAGCAUCACCAAGCGGGCCCCUUGACGCCGGCGCUGGGCACGUACAACCCUCCGAUUUCCGCGGAACCAAUGGUUUCGCGCUCAGAGAAGAGCACAGCCCACCCUGUUCCCACGCCACGGUGUUCGGCAGCUCACGCGGUCACAACUGCCAACAGCGCAAAGCCGGGCUCUCCCAAGCCUACUCUCAUGCGCUCUGCCAAGUCCCGCUUCAACGAGGUCGCCAAGUGCAUGCUCGAGAUAAUCGAGGACCUUCAGCACAAGAAGGUCACGGAACCGCGACCCGCCAAGACUUCUUCCAGCAAGCUACCCGUGGCGACGGCAACAGCGGCCACGUCUUCAUCACAGCCUCUACGCGACACUCACAUCGGUGGCUCAAGAGCAGGACCCAUCUCGGUUCACCAGCAACAGCAGCAGCAGACACAGAGGCCCCUGUCGGAUUCGGAGUACCACGUCUACGAGGAGGUCCUGUACGACUUUGUCAACUCGGCUGGAAGCGUCGCAUCCGAGCUCCAGCGACCACCGCCGCCCCUGCCGGCGAGGCCCAGUGAACCGGGUCACCGACCCAAGCAGAGGAGCAACCUGUACUCUCUGGUGCGCAACCAGGAGGAAAGGCGCAAUAUAUCCAAGUCGCUCGAGCAGGAAUGGUCCGGUGACAGGUCGACGCGGCUGGAGGACGAGUACGGGUUUCGUUCCGUGACCAACUCGUAAGAUAGUGCGCGCUCGUCGAAGGGGGUCAGGACUCUGGAUACGCAUGGCGACCAUCUUGACUCGACUCUGUGCAUACGUCAGAUGGUUCAGGACUCUCUCACUUCGCUCGGUGAACAUCUGAUUAGACUGUGCACGUGUCAACGUUGUGACGAGAUGACAUCAUACGCAACGUGACCCGGCAAAAUGGAGAAACUCCUGCAGCAAUUGUUGCGGUGGGGACUCAUGCAAGUGCAUGCGCACGCUUGUGGAUGCAAAGUGACGCUGGACUUGCUAACUCAUGAGCAACGUGCGACGACAUAGUGAUUGCCUCGGGCUCCGCGAGACCCACACGAGUGCACUUUGUAAGCGCAGCCUCUUAGACUCUUGGGUCAAGCAAAAUAUUUAAACCUUCUCUCAGGGGAUACAAAAGCCCAUGUGUUCAAAUGUACUAAGCUUUGUGCAUCACGAUGGAGGCGUAUGGGCAAUUUGUGAGGCAAAAGUGAUACACAAUCAUUUAUAUGUGUAUGCCACCUCGUCUGUUGCUCUUGGCUCAGGACCAGAACGCACACGAACACGCGCGUGAGUAUUGGGCCCACGUUAAGUAUAUGGCUUGUUCAGAUAGUUACGGCCAAAACUUAAAUGUCUUGUAACGCAUCCUGUUGAAACGUUGAGUGUUCUCUGACCUUAUUUAACUAUUUGUCAACUUCUAAGAACGUGAAUGUGAAAUCGCUUAGAAAAAACACAUCCUCAGUCGACGUACAGCGACGAAUGUUAUGGCGCUUUAUACACCCAAUAGGCAGCGAUAUACUGGAUGAGUUUUUUGCACAUAUCAAUCAUCAGCGUUGCAAUGGAAUUCACAUUAGUGACUUGCCAAGACUCUUGCCAGCGUUUUUCACUCUGCUGCAUCCACACAUACCUAAGAGUUUAAGAAAAUAUCAGCAGCGCAUACAACGUUCAUAGAAAAGACGCGUUGGCAAUUGGCAAUUGCUAUAUAUCUGGGCAGCUUUGCACAUUUGUGUCCAGUCAUCCUACCAGAAAAUGUUUGCAAAACUCAAGUGUAACUACUUUCAGGCAACUGAGAACUGACACACAUGACAUCAUUGACGGUGGUUACACUUGCCGCCGCGCUCGCUGCCAAUGCAAACAAUUUCCAUGUUCCAAAGCUGAUAUGCCUGAAGGCUAUCGAAUAAUGAACCGUUGUACGUGGAUGGACUGUUCAUAUCAGUUUCACGUCUUGUAUUGUAGCACUGACAAUUUGUCUUUGGCUACAGCCUUAGCAUAUCUUACGGUGGAAAAUUUUCCGCAGAAACAGUGUGAAUAUGAGCAAUACCUCAACUAUCGUCGAAAGCUUGCUAAAAGUAUGGCAGAACCCAGAGUAAGAGCGUUUAAGCUAGAAAUAUACAGGAAGCAAUGCUUUUUAAUCAGUGCUGCCGGUCAGCUGGAAGUGCAUCUACGGUUAAGCACGUUGGCGUGUUCUAGGCAAUGUUGUAAUUAUUUUAAAAAAAUGUAUUGUUGAUCGCUCUCGUUAAGUCGGCCCCGAAUAGGAUGCUGGCUCGCGACAACGACAAAAACUUGAGGCCGUUGCUUCUCCAUUGAAACAUGGCCCCCUUCAUUCCCCUGAUCUCACCUUUCGAACAUCUAUUUGAAUAAACGUGGUUGGAAUUCAGGCCUGACUUGGAGUCCAGACUAGAGCUUUGCAUUUCUACGACUAGAAUGAUGGUAAGAACAAAAUGCCUGAUCGCUAACUUGAGAACAUUUUAGUGUGGCAUGAUUUGAGAGAAAGAGAGAGAAACGAAGAGGGAGAAAGGUUGUUGGGCUGAGCUUCUGCAAGCCAGUAGGUCUCACUAGCGUGGGCACAUGGAACGAUGGUGAGUCUAACGUUUAAAACUGUGCUGCUGUAAUAAUAUAAUGGAUCUUUUAUGUCUUACGGCAAUGGUGAUCUACUGCACACGAAAGCGUAGAGCAGAAUCAGGAGUGUCCGCUCAUAGUUCAGUGAUCUGGCGUUAUCUCCUGAUAGCUCAGUUAUGUGUCACUGCCAUAUUGCUGUUUUGGAUGACGUUUGAAGCUUUUGCAAUGAAACCAGCGCUUGCAUACGUGUAUCCAGUGAACUUGUCGUUAGAUAAAGUAGCUGGUGUAGUGAAUUUUGGUGUCGGACAAUACAGUCUUAAGUACUACAGUGUGAAAGAUCCCAUCUAGCCAUCUGACAGAGAAUCACUCCAUACGCUUAAGAAACGCUUGUAUCUUAAUAAAUUUUACAAAGUGUGAUGACCCAUACAUAUCCAUGAGCAUAACUUCUCACUGUUAUUUUAAUUCCGGGCCCAAACAACGGCAGUUAGAACGGUGAUUCCGAGUCCUAAAAUGAGACACCAAGCACAAGCCUUUGGUGUUACUGCGGUUUAUCAUUCAAUAAGGGAGGUACGUUCAUCUUCAAAAUCGCUUUAUCAGUAAUUGGCCGAUGUGUAGUGAAACAUUGAGGUCGUAAGGAAAAUAUUUAAACUAAUCAUAUCGCAUAACUUUUUCAUUCUAGCAUAUGUAUACUCAUAGAACACAUCACACAACCGGCACUGUUUCCAGCGUACAGUGAGAUAUGAGUUGAGGAAAGCAGUAAAAUAUUUUCACCGGUGUUAAUGUCGAGUGUUCUUGUUUCCCGCACUGAUAUUAAGCGAACUAUAGCAAUAUAUUUUCCCAACGCUGUUACGAUUGUGUGCCUCAUGCGAGAUGUUCACUACGCCUGAUAAUUUAUCCGCGCAUUAUUGUUAUCAAGUGUGACAUCUAUCAAAGUUACACGUUGAUAGCUUAUACACUGGGCACUUCCUUUUUCGAUUUGAAGGGGCAUUAAAGGGAAUCGCUGUGUAAGGCUACGACGGUAGUUUGGUUUUCUCGACUUACCUUUCUCACCACUACAUUUGUGCAAAGAAAAAAGGAAUUUGCCGGUAAAAUCACAUUGAAAUACCAAACUGCCCUUUGUUGAACCGCGGUGCCAAUUACGCCAACAUGUCACAUCGCAACCUGACAUUUAAUUUAAACGGUUUGACUUUCUUUUUUGGUGAAGAAAACUUACGAAUGACGUUAGGUUGAAUUUUGUUCCGUUAUUCUCCUUGCUACAGUCGUGAACCAAUGGCUUCGGCGGACCGUUGCUUUAACCUGCGACGACACGGAUCUCUCUUUUUGAAAUCUUUGUGUAUCGCCGCCACCCUUCAACAUUGUCCAUGCAUCUUGACACAUCUAACCGUUUGGCCACUGGAAAAUUUAGCUAUUGGCUAUUUCGAAUGCGUCACUACACCUCUCUAGCCUGAUUACGGCAUAUGUUUUUGUAGUACCUCUACACUGUUGGCUAUGCCUUCCCAUUUAUCUCGGAGAUUGUGCACAAUGUUAAAACAGACACCAACGCGUGACUAAUGUAGAGCUGCAAUGCACGGCAGCGUGAUCAAAUGUUAUCCCUACGUUGAGUGUUCCCGUGUACAAGCGGGUACAUGUAACAGGGUACUCUGAUAUGCCUCCACAUGAACGCACUUUCACUGGUUGCUGCUAUAAGGUCCAGACAACUCCCGCGACCGCAUCUCUUUAGGACAGAAAGGUUGCCGAAAGUAUCUGGCAUCGCUGGAUGACGAACUGCAAUUUCUGAGCUUCUCAGCAUAUCAAUCUUAAGACAUUUCAAAGCAUUCUGCACAGUUUACAUAUCACGUUGGCGCUUGCCUUGCAUGCACAAUUGGCGCAACCCGUUACACUUUGGCAUAUCAUGCAUGAAAUGAGAAAUAUAGCACGCAUAUCACCUAAAUGCACUUGGUCACAUAAACUUGGCAGCUGAAUCCCAAUGGUUACAACUUGUGUUAACUUAGACGUGACAUACGCACGCACGUGUUUGUUUGCAUCGAAAUAUAUGCAAAGUUUCUCCUGCCCACCACGGAUUUUUUCAACUGACAAUAUUGCCAGUAAACCGCUGGAGAUGUAGUACUCGAAGAAAAGAAAGCUCUGCUUCACACCUGCAGCUGAAUAUUACGCACCACUAUUGAACUGCCGUGACUCAUUUCGUUCUAUUAAGUCAUCUCCUGAAAAAAAAAAUGGGCCAGAGCCUUAACCUGAAUUAAUUUCGUGCCAUUCUAAAUCACCGCACUAUACGCUGUUUCAUUUCGCUGUGAAGACGAGCUACUUGCGGCAAUAUAUGGUCUACCACGACGGAUAAAGUGCUUCAUGGUUUCGCUUUGGCAUGACGUGUUGAGCCUUCACGGUGAAACACGAAGCAGUGUCGCUGUGUAUAAUUUUAUGAGUUCUGUGUCAGUGAUUCUGGGGGUCGACGUGAAAAAAAAAAGUAUUGUUUGUCCCCAAAGCAGACAUAUCUUGAAGAGAAUCGUUGUAUAACGAUCGCUCGCUUGCAGCUGUAAGCUUUCAGAUUCACUAUAUACUCAUGUUCAGUUUUACACCUAUACGAAGACGUCUGGAUGAAAAAAAAAAGUGUAUAUAUAAAUAUUUCGAUGAAAAGUACUGCCUCAACGGUAUAUUCACGCAUAUUGACAGUUUAUGUGGAGAAGAGAGUAGAAUGUGUAUAUUUCAGCAAGUGAAAUAAAUGUCUGUUUUCUUUUUUA